CAACUCCCCCAAAUAUCAACCUCUGUACGCGUCGUCAUUUCAUCCAAAAUUCAGUUGCGCUAAUAACAAUCUGAUUCUCGACACGGGCUUCGUUGUUUAGUGCUGAUGAGAUAAAUACAAGCAUUGCUCCAACUUAAAGCUAUUCAAAUAUCAGCUUGUGAACCAAGGAUGGCAUCUCUAGCCCAGCCUCCAUCUACCAUGUCUGCCAUUACUGUUCCCCUAGUCCGUCCUAGGAGCUUUCGAUUGUCAAAGUCCCUAAGUCUGCCCCAUAGAUGGACCUUCAACCACAUGCACAUUAGGCUUCCAACUGUUUGCUGCACAAAUGUGUCUCCAUGGGAAAGUGGACCUGUCACGUAUGCACCCAGUGAAGAUAUCGCAAGUGGCUUCCUAAAGGGAACCUCCAACAUCUUUGAGAACAUGAAUUCUGAAAAAACAACUGAACAAGUGUUAACCAAUACCGAAGAGCUCACAGAUGCAAGCAGUCAGCCAACCAUGCGGCUUCAGUAUCUUAGAUGGCCUAUGUGGAUUCUGGGCCCUUCUAUUCUCCUCGCCACAGGCAUGGUGCCCACCUUGUGGUUACCCAUAUCAUCCAUUUUCCUUGGCCCCAACAUAGCCAGCCUUCUUUCCUUGACAGGACUUGACUGCAUUUUUAAUCUCGGUGUAUUCCUCUUUCUCCUAAUGGCUGAUGCUUGUGCCCGUCCAAAAAACCCAACACAAAAUUGCAGCAGCAAGGCUCCUUUCACUUACCAGUUCUGGAACAUGGUUGCGACCAUAACAGGAUUUGUCAUACCCUUGAUGAUGCUGCUUGGUUCUCAAAAGGGCGUCCUCCAGCCUCAGUUGCCUCCCAUUGCAUUUGCAGUUCUGUUGGGUCCCUACCUUCUGCUUCUAUCAGUGCAGAUGCUGACAGAGAUGCUUACAUGGCAUUGGCAGUCACCUGUGUGGCUGGUGACCCCUGUUGUGUAUGAAGCUUACCGUGUGUUGCAGCUGAUGAGAGGGCUGAAGCUUGGUGCUGAGCUCAGUGCACCGGCAUGGAUGUUGCAUACUAUUAGAGGGCUGGUGUGUUGGUGGGUUCUGGUCCUUAGUAUGCAGCUCAUGAGGGUUGCUUGGUAUGCUGGUUUCACUGCCCGUGCUCGUCAAGAAGAGGUUGUUGAUGGUAAAUGAUUUGACUGUUGAUGAAGGCUACAAGAAGGGUGGCUUCAUAUAUAUGCAUAUUGCGAGUAUACAUUCAUUAAGUAGUUGAACUGGCAAGGUGCCUGCUUAUAUGUAUAUAACAAUAUGUGCCUGUAUUUUUAUUUUUUAUUUUUAAAUGAAGAGAUCCUACUACAGUAAACAUUGGUUGUUAAGCAAGCCUUUUACUGCCCGUGUUAUUCUUAACAAG
Ilex paraguariensis (yerba mate) is the source of this 1378-nucleotide messenger RNA. Lineage: Eukaryota; Viridiplantae; Streptophyta; Magnoliopsida; Aquifoliales; Aquifoliaceae. The record is from the annotation of a GenBank genome assembly.